This is a messenger RNA of Triplophysa dalaica, 1652 nucleotides long. It is a transcript of the gene tmem72, whose product is annotated as transmembrane protein 72. The transcript is spliced from 5 exons. The coding region runs from base 736 to 1479 and encodes 247 amino acids. The record is from RefSeq and is a predicted model, not a curated record. NCBI's taxonomy places the organism in Eukaryota, Metazoa, Chordata, Actinopteri, Cypriniformes, Nemacheilidae.
CUGACCUUUGACACGGGUAACUGAAGACUGGAUGAGACGGUGUCUGUUCAGUGUGUCUCCUGCAAAAUGAUUAACAUCUGUCUUGUGUCAGAAUCAGGCUCUGUAAGUACUGCUACGUGCAACAGGCCUACUUUCUCCUCCAUUAAUCAUCUGGUUGAGAACAGGUCUUAUCGGCGAGACACUUUGCAUGCUUUACAUUUACUUCGUGAAAACACGUCUGACCUCGUGCCAAGGACACUUUGAUUAAUUGUGUGAUUGGCUGAAGGUAAUUUCACUUGACGGUGUCCCUUGGAAGCUAUAAAAUGAUGCAGGGUAAAAUACCUCUUCUUGAAGGACACACGAAGCAUGUAUACAUACACUGUAUAUGUAUAUGUAAUUGUGAGUGCUUUCCCUCAUGGCUCUUUCUUGCUCUUUGCUGGUACCGGGUAAUCUUUAACUAUGAAGUUUUUCAUUAGGCUUACUGUGUUUUAUCCCUUCACCUUGAAUGGAGGUGGAAUGUAGCAGGAACAAGCAGAGGGUGGUCAACGUUUUAUGUUAGGCUGAUUACUACGGUAAAAUCUUCAUGCAGCCUACGGCUCCCCUCAGCUCAGCAAGAAGAUUACUAACCAUGGGGUCACUGUGGCACAGCCUAUGUUGCCAUUUUUACUCUCACUUUAAGUUCUGAUUUCCUCUCCUUUUUAGGAAAAACGUAAAUUUCAAUAAAAGUUUUAAAGGGAAAGUUCUUUCACUUUGGUCAUGAAGGGUUCGGCUUUGUGGGUUAUUGUGGAAUGUGCCUGCAGAGGUUUUGGCAUCUCGACUGCUACAGUGCUUUGUGCAGUGGGCAUAGAGACACUGAGACAGGGAGAGUUCCAGAGCUUGGCCGUCUAUCUCCUGAUUUCUUCAGUGUUAAUAAUGCUGUGUGAAGUUGCCUUUUUCAUUGAUGCUCUCCUGGCAAUGUGCCUCUCUUGUUCACCCACAAAGCGGUUCUUCGUCGUUUGGAAGAAGCUGGCCAAAGUUGGAGGGUUCCAGAAAUUUCUAUAUUACACAAUGAUGUCCAUAAUGUGUUUCCUGCAUCCGGUGCUUGCAUGGCACGCUGUAAUACCAGGCAUGAUGCUGCUAGUGACUGGAUUCUUGAAUUUUAUCCUAAGUAAAAAUAAAAAAUCUGAGCCACCUAAAUUCCAGUCCAGUGCUUUCAAUGACCCAACUCAAUCUUCUGUCAGUUUCACAGACAUGGGAGACACUGAACAGACAUUCCCUUUCUUCCACAUCAUUUCAGGCAAAGGAGCAUCUGUUUUUCUCAACAAUAGCCGAUCACAUGGUAUCACAGACAGCACUCGGUCUAUGCUUGAGGAGGAUCAGUCAUUAAAGAAAGCCCACCACAAAAAAAAAAACACAAACAUGAGAAAUUCACACUUUAUAGAGAGUAUCAAGGAGGAUGAUUUUGACACGGAGGAACUGGAGGAAACCUCGUCAGAAAAAGCACCAAUAAUAAGACUAUAAAGGAGUGAUCUAAAACGUGAAAGAUGUCCAGUAAAUAAAAAAACACAUCAAAAUCAUAUUCAUUGUUUUGCGUGAGCAUUUCUGAAAUAAUUCUUUAUUGUUUUUAAUUAUUAUUAUAGCAAGAGUAAUAAUAUUUAGUAAUAAUAUCAAUAAAAUGUAAUAUGCCACCCAUA